CUUGGGUCUAGAGGUGCUGAGCACCUACAAUUCUGCUUGAAGUUGACCAUUCUCAGAAUUGGACUGUUAGCUCCAUGGGGAGGGACCCUGCUGUCAUAUUGGUACAGCUCAAUGUGUGUUAAUGUGCAAGUGACUCUCCGUUUCUGUAGACCAGCAAUCACAAGUGGGGAACAGUCAAACCAGUUUCUCAGGCUCCGUUUCCUGCGCUCAAUUUUUGCGGUAUGAAAAGACCAUUUCUCUCUCUGAUGUCCGUCCUUAACUUUUUUUCCCCUGACUUCUAUAUCUUCAGUGAACGUUGUGGAAGCUCUUCAGGAGUUCUGGCAGAUGAAGCAGUCACGCGGUGCUGAUCUGAAAAACGGAGCCCUGGUGGUGUAUGAGAUGGUCCCUUCCAACAGCCCCCCUUAUGUCUGCUAUGUCACCUUGCCUGGGGGGAGCUGCUUUGGCAGCUUCCAGUUCUGUCCGACCAAGGCUGAAGCCAGGAGGAGCGCUGCGAAGAUUGCACUAAUGAAUUCUGUCUUUAACGAGCACCCCUCCCGGAGGAUCACAGAUGAGUUCAUUGAGAAGAGUGUCUCGGAAGCCUUGGCAUCUUUCAACGGUAAUCGAGAAGAAGCCGAUAACCCGAACACUGGAAUUGGUGCUUUCCGUUUCAUGCUGGAAUCCAACAAGGGAAAAUCAAUGUUAGAGUUUCAGGAGCUGAUGACCGUCUUCCAGCUGUUGCAUUGGAAUGGCAGCCUCAAAGCCAUGCGAGAGAGGCAGUGCUCACGGCAGGAGGUGCUGGCUCACUAUUCGCACCGUGCUCUGGAUGACGACAUAAGAAACCAGAUGGCCAUGGACUGGGUGAACAGGGAGCAGGGCACCCCAGGAGCCCUUUCCAGAGAGCUGUCCUCGACAGAGAGGGAGCUGGAUGAAGCCCGACUGGCUGGGAAAGAGCUGCGUUUCCACAAGGAGAAGAAAGACAUCCUGAUGCUGGCGGCUGGCCAGCUGGGGAGCAUGCACUCCUCCAACUGCUAGACUCUGCACGCAAACUGUUCAGCUUCCCCAUGCCGACUAACAAUUCCACAUUGAAGGGAUCUGUACCGUAUCACUUCGGGCAUAUAGCUGCCUCUUUUUCCAGAGUCGUGGCCCAUUUGCACAUUUUUUUAAAGAUGUUUUUAAAAGUUUCUGUACAGAUUUUUACACUUAGUACUUAGCCUUUAGGUUACUUUUCAGCUUUCUAUCUGCUAAAGAAUUCCUUCUCUUUAAAAGUGCAUUUAAAAAAAAAAAAUGCAGCCUUUCAGUGUUAACACUACUCUAAAGACCUCCGUUCAACCCAGGUACUGUACAGAUGACCGUAUUCAAUGGAAAUGUAGCAUUUCCCCAGGGAGAUCUGGAUUUGAAGAGAUCCAGAUGGCAUGUUACGCAAAACUGCCUUUCCUUCUGCUUUUGCAGUCUGAGGGGUUUGGUCAAACCCCUCUUUUUGAAAAGCACAGCGUUUAGCAAUAUGUUCUGCUCCUUUGUACUAGAAUCCGUGCUCCAAUGGAGAGCACCUCAAAGCACAUGCAUGGAGUUUCGGAUCUGAGAUUUUGAUUUGCUCCAGUAUAGAAAUAUGGGGUCAGUCUGCAAAAUUGCCAUCUGCAUCUGAGAUCAGAUUUAAAACUCCACAAAGUGUGACAGGAUGGGAUGUUUGGAUCUGUUUUUAGCUUCGAUCUUUUCUCUCUUGUACAGAAAGAGAGUCAGCUGGUGACGUGUUCAAACUGCUUCCUUAAUACCAAAUUACAAGACUCUGGGGGUUAAGGGAUUGGCUUUGGUAUUAAGGAAUUGGGCUCAGCUUUUUAAUUACGUCUGUACUAGAGAGAGCUCUGCAAUCCCCCCUCUUGAAUCCCCUUUGAACUUUUAUGGGAUUUGACCCUAGCCCUGCAGGAGCGGAUGAGCUUGGAAUGGGCUGACUAGUAGGUGGUGCUAUGAAGUGGACAGUACACUUUCCUAGAAGUCAAGCAUCUUCAUAAGUUACUUAGUCUCACCUCGCCUGGGCUGGGGACACCAGAGUUCUGAGGCUAUCCUACCGCUGUUUGGUGUCAUGCUAUUGUCUCCAUGCUAGCAACCUGGCUUUGGGUUGCUUUUGAACACAAUGUCGGACUAAACCUUUUUCAGGAAGACCUAAUAAACACUUGCCAGAUAUUUAGAACUGGCUAAAGGAAACGUUGGGGGAACUGAUCCAGGUGUAUCACCAAAGGCCCUGUGUUUACUACCUUGUUGACCAGAACUGUAUUAACCUCUUGAAGCAGAAUCUGGAUCCAGCUGGUCCCCAGCAGUGGAAGGUCAGAUCUGGAUCCAAACCCUAUGGUUCAGCCUCAGCUACACUUGGUUUCUUUUGGCCGGCGUAGAGAGGUCUGAACCAAGUUCUAAACAGGGCUGCACCUAGUCUAUAGCACACUAACUUGUUUAUAAUGGGGGGAGGGAUAGCUCAGUGGUUUGAGCAUUGGCCUACUAAACCCAGGGUUGUGAGUUCAGUUCUUG
Messenger RNA from Terrapene triunguis (Three-toed box turtle), 2496 nucleotides. It is a transcript of the gene LIX1L, whose product is annotated as limb and CNS expressed 1 like. Gene Ontology annotation, cellular component: cytoplasm. Lineage: Eukaryota; Metazoa; Chordata; Testudines; Emydidae. Gene Ontology annotation, biological process: autophagosome maturation. Bases 325 to 1011 code for a protein of 228 amino acids. The transcript has 5 exons. The record is from RefSeq and is a predicted model, not a curated record.